Molecule: messenger RNA, 5659 nt
Organism: Sclerotinia trifoliorum
Lineage: Eukaryota; Fungi; Ascomycota; Leotiomycetes; Helotiales; Sclerotiniaceae
Source: the annotation of a GenBank genome assembly
CAUCCUGCAAAGAAGAACUACGAGUUUCGUUCAUAUUUAUUAUUUGCGACAACAUGCCGCAGCACGAAGACACCUAGGAAGAAUGCGAAAUAAUUAGGAUUAUGAUGCUAAUGGUAAAGUCUUUCUCUCAAAGCUUCCGCUGCUUCUUACAAUCGUACAUGCCAGCGUUUCGAAUAUCGCGAUAGGCACAUUGCAAGACGAUGGCUUCCCUAAACACUUCUUCGAUAUAGUUAUGUUCAUGCCGACCGCUUGGAUUUUAAAACCAUUUUCCGCUAUUGGCAACCUUAGUCGCGACUCAUACGCUAUCUGAGAAUCGACAAUAAGCAAUAUCUUUGGUGGUAUGUGAUUCUGUACACCGCGCCAGGCAGUAUCUGCAAUCAUCUACCUAUAUGCCUCCGCGUAUGCAGAUACUUCUUCCAAAACAACAACGAUAGUUUCCUAUAGGAUGGUUUCAAUCACUUUUCUGCGUUUAGCUUGAAAGGCUGAAAGUUGUCUUCACCCCUCACUAAUAGUUGAGAUUGCGAAUUGAUGGAAGUGGCUGAUAUUUAUCGGCAUGGGUGGGAUCAAAGGAUUAUUUGUGAAUAUGCCAUACCUAAUGAGUCCUUGAUAUGCUUGAACGAACUGUCAACACGCCAACUUCGACACCAGCACGCUUGAUAUUCGCAAGAUAUCAGUAGUGGUCGUUACUUUAACAAGGCUGAAGUUGGCACAUGUCUUACUGUUAAAUGCCUCGCUGGAUUAUGAUUAGGUUUCUAACGCUCCUGUGCUGUUCGAACCUACCUGAUUCCAAAUAAGUACUGGUUUGCAGACAACCAGACUUUUUGACAUGACGGCUGUUUCUGGGUGAUUAUGAAGCACUCGUUAUCCUUACCCAUAUACUGAGCCUUUCAAAGCUCUAACCUUGACUGCCCCAACGACUUUCAUGGCCCACUGAAGGUGCUUGAAGUAUCGGUCAUUUACCAUAGAUGUUAUCAUCAUUCACAUCCAUUUCUAGGACGACCUCGCCGAGUAACCCAAAACCACAAAGCUACACAACGGCGGAGUUCUCGGAAUCCUGUCUACAUUUCAAACACUGGGCAAUUUAUCUUUUGGCAGAAGAGCUGCAAGGGAGUUCGCUCCCACCUACACCGGGAACAUUGUUUGCACACAUGGGCGUGGAAUAAUUGAGGGUUAGACUCCCUUGACUAUCGCGCAGGAGCAACUAUAUUGGCAUGGGCAUAUUGACGAUAAUUUCCUUUGCUUCUGCUUGUUAUAUUUGCGUUUUAACGCGUCGUAGAUAGAACUUUGCAUACUUUGCGUGAUUCCGAAAUUGUAAACGCGGUUUGGAUACCGAUGCAUCGAUGCAUGGAACUUGGAAGGAAGGACACAAAUCUCGGUAAUCUGCUCACUCGGUGUCGGACGAUUCUUUCAAUAUUUCAAUUCAGUCUAUGGAACAACGAGUGUGGUGGGUUCUUUCUUACAAUAUCAAAUGUUUGGGCAGGGCAGGGCAUUUACACAGAUUAUGGUUUAUGGAUUAUGGAUCUAACACCCGGGAACAUCUUUAUUAUUGGACUCAACCCAAUUCAGCAGAACCCACGACCACCACCACCAAAAACCACAACCACAACAAAUAGGCAAGUCAUACAAUCAGAUUCAGAUAGGUAAUGUAACACCAAAAAAUCCCUACCAAUUUUUUUUAUAUUUUCAUCUUCAUCUUAUACUUUUCAAUUGUCUUCAAGAUUUUUAUAACUUCUUUUCCUCAAACUUCUUUUCAUUAUUCAAUUCAAUUCGACUUUUUCAUCUUGAAGUUCUUUUGUGUCGCAAUGUAUGGUUUGAUGCCAAUCCAUCGACUCAAUUCUCGCUAAGCCUAAAGAAGCGCGCCACUUUAGCAAAAUCAUCGACAUUGCCUCAAUUAUGCCUUCAACUCAACAACCCAAAGAACACCCUGAUGCUCGAGAUGCGAUCGCGCUCGAGAUGAAAGACAGCUGGAGCCCCGGUGACGAUCGCAGAGAUAGAGGUAGAGUAGACCGAGGAGUUAUUGAAAGACGGUCGAGAAGAUCAAGGUCUCCCACGUCACGUCGACCGGACACCGACAGGACACCCAACGCUGGAGAUCGCAGUACUGAUAGGUCAAAGCCAUCACAGGAAGUUGAAAGGCGAGAUCGCAGCCCAGACCGCAGAAGACAAUUAUCUCCUCGGGCAGGAAAGGAUUCACAAGAAGAGGUAUUGAAGCGCAAUCAGGGCAGGGAACUAUUAUUGGAGACGCGAGGCUCAGAACAAGGAAAAGGAGAGACAGUUCAUUCACCUCAACCGAUCAAAAGAAGGAAGAGUCGUAGCCCAUCGCCGAAUCGCAAUCAACAAAAGAAAGCUCGAAGAAAUUCUCGCAGUCCAAUACGGCACAACGGAGCUACCAAAGGGUCAUCCCGACGUGAUAGGAAGCGGCGUAAUAGGUCUGCAUCACAACAUCGAAAUCGACAAUCGGAACAGAACAGAAAUAAUCAACGCGAGGAAGGGAAUCCUAGAAACCGUAGGGAUUUCGGGAAGAACGAUAAGCGUGGACGAUCUCCUGGCCAGAACCGCGAUAAAUUCGAAAAAUCUCGCCCUUCAUCCUCCCUGGACUACGACGACCCCCCGGCGAAUCGUAAUAAAUCCCCCCAGAGAACCACUGAGCAAGAACAAAAGGACGGGGAAAGAGUAGCAUUAGAGUCGACUGAGAAUAAGGAGAAGAAGCGAGACAUUUCCCCAUACUCGACUCGUCGAUCUCCAGAGGCAGACAGAUACGGGCAUACAAAUCGCGGCCGUCGUCAAUCACCUCGUGCACCAAAAGGACCAAAGGGAAAUAGGAGACGUUCUCCAAAGCGAGAUAAGGGACGACCUUCACGAGACGAAUAUCGCCCUAAUAACAAAUCCCGAGGCCGACCGACAUCGGCAGCUUCAGGAGCAAAUAGUAUUGAGGUCAAGUCGGAUAAGAUGGCCAACAGAGGAUUUUUUGGUAGCCAGCAAGGAUACAAUCCAAACCAACAGAUGCAGGCAGCAUUUCCUCUGAAGCCGCAAUUCAACCAAGUCCCUCAAGGCCCCCAAGCUGAUCCAAGACAAUUUUCACAAUCUCCACAGCAUCAAAUGACUCCGAACUCGUAUCAUGGUUCACCUCAGGCACAAUCACCAUAUUCAUCUGGACGGGGAAAUUGGAAUGGCUCGCAGCAACAACAAUUUUCACCCACUUCGUAAGCUAUUCUUUGGUAGACCUAGUGAUUUCGUAAUCUAACAAGACUUGCAGGCAAUUCCAGCCAAACUACCAGCAGCAACCAGGAUAUGCUACUCCCACUGGUCCGCAAAGUCAAAUGUAUGGCAACCAAGCACAAUCUCCUUCUCACCAAGCCCCUCCUACAGGGCCGAUGAACAAUAACUUCAGAGGUAAUCAAAGAUUUCGAGCUGGCAAUUUCAAUGCCCGAGGCAAUCGUGGUAAUCAAUUCAAUACCCAGUGGAAUCCUCCUUCUGGUCCCUCUGGCGCUAGUCGUGCCCAGUUCAGCAAUUCCGGUAACGUCACACCUCAACAUAUGUCCCCGCAGCAGCAAUUCCCAUCGCAGAAUCCAUUUGAUUCUAGUGCAAUACCACUACAAAACCAGGUAGACGAUAGCGAGGACUUAUUUAGGCCCUCAAAAGACCUUCAAGCUGAGGAUACUAGCAAGAAAAUUGAUGAGGAACAAAUGCCUCCUCCUAGUCGACCACCACCAACAGGACCGCAGAGCCAACAAAAUUCCUCGAAAUUUAGCUUUGCAUUCAAAGGCCCUGCGAAAGCGGCUACUACUCCAAAACCAGAGAUCUCUCAGAAGCUGAACGCUGUCCCAAUCAAGCGAGAUAUGCAAAAUAGCCCUCGUGGUCCUGCGGCAACACGAAAUAUCCCCACAGAACCAGCAUCUGCAAGAGCGCAGCACGCAUUUCGAGAGCCACCACCCCCUGUAACGCGCAAGGUAAAGAAGAUGAUGCAACGUUUGAAACCAAAGCCACAACUACUUUCCGAAUACAAGGCGUCAGAUUCUGUAUACUACCGAAAACCCGGCAAUGAAUCUGUCGUUGGAUCCGGAACUUACGGUAAAGUGUUCAAAGCUAUUCAUGUUUACACAAAUAAGUUGGUUGCUUUGAAGAAGAUUCGCAUGGAAGGAGAACGCGAUGGCUUUCCCGUGACUGCGGUACGAGAGAUAAAACUUCUUCAAUCCUUAAAGCACCCAAAUAUUGUUAACUUACAAGAGGUAAUGGUGGAGAAGAACGAUUGCUUUAUGGUUUUUGAAUAUCUGUCGCACGAUCUGACGGGUUUGCUCAAUCAUCCGUCUUUCAAGCUUGAUGCAGCUCAUAAGAAGCAUCUUGCUAAGCAGCUUUUUGAAGGUCUAGAUUAUCUUCAUCGCCGAGGUGUCCUACACCGGGAUAUCAAAGCAGCAAAUAUUCUUGUUAGCGACGAAGGGCAACUAAAACUAGCAGACUUUGGACUGGCUAGGUUUUAUGCCAAGCGAAGGCAGCUAGACUAUACCAAUCGUGUUAUCACUAUCUGGUAUCGUUCACCAGAGCUUCUUCUCGGCGAGACACAAUAUGGUCCUGCAGUAGACAUUUGGAGUGCAGCCUGUGUCUUGGUCGAGAUUUUCACUCGACACGCAAUAUUUCCGGGAGACGGUGGUGAAAUUAGCCAACUCGAGAAAAUUUACGCUGUACUUGGAACGCCAAAUCGAACUGAUUGGCCCGGCUUAGUAGACAUGGCAUGGUUCGAACUUUUAAGACCUACUGUCAAACGAUCCAACGUUUUUGCGGAAAAGUACAAAGAACGAGUUACCCCGGCUGCGUUUGAGCUUUUGGAUGCCAUGUUUCAGUAUGACCCUGUCAAGCGACCUUCUGCUUCUGAUGUUCUUGAGCACCCGUACUUCACAACGGAAGAGCCAAUGCCGAGACAGGCUGUUGAGUAUGUUAUUUUCUUGUUUCUCAACUUUUUUACCAAAUGAUCAUUAGCUAAUACUUUGAAAUAGGCUCAAAGAACUUAAGGGCGACUGGCAUGAAUUCGAAUCUAAAGCGUUACGUAAAGAAAAUGAGCGUAAGGAUAAAGAGGCACGAAGGGCAGCGCAGAAGGAAAAGGAGAAGAAAAGAACUGCAGAGGGUGAAGCAAGUUCCGAAAGAGAACCAAAAAGAGUAAUGAUGGGACCUCCAGACGUACCACCACCAGCUUCCAUACCUCAAAAUCAGGAGGUCGCCGCUCCGAGCAACUUGAUCGAUUCCAUAUGAGCCACCUCCGUAGCAGGGGUGGAAAAGUCCAAAAAGAAGCUUGCAGCAUGUACAUUUGGGAAGAAACGCUUUUGGCAUUCGUGCACCGGAUAAAGCUUUUGUAAGAUUAUUGAUAUUAAUAACCUAAGUAUGUAAUUGGACGCGAUUUGGUUCUUCAUGGGAUGAUGCAUCUUCAGAUGAGAAAUUUAGGGGUUGAACGAGGAGCAUGAGGAGCAGGAGCGGGCGUUCCGGAGACGAGUAAAGGGAGGGAGAUAGGGCAUGCAAGCCACGGUAUGAUGGCGCAUUGUGCGUUGAGAAAGCAAAGCCUCUUCCCACUUUUGAGUUAUUCUUCAAAGGAGAUGAUGUCAUGUAUGUGGAGAUUUGCGAUGAAGAGAAAUUCAAUGAUAUCCAAACGAAGAUGUAAGAUCUUAUUUAC